AUGAAGGGUGCCACACCAUCCCCCAGUCCGGCGCCCGGACCGAAAGCUUCGCCAGCCCCGAAAUCCACACCUCCCGCCGCAGGGAUCAAGCGCAAAAGAGUCCCCGCCGCAAAAUACUAUGCUGUCAAGGCAGGCUUCAAGCCGGGCAUUUACUAUGGAUGGCCAGAGUGUUUGGCUCAAAUAACAGGGUUUAAGGGAGCUAUUUUUCAAUCGUUUUUAAGCCAUGAAGAUGCCACCGCAUUCUUGAAUGGUGCAAAGCCUCCGUCCCGUGGCGGUGCGGAGGGCGCCGAAAGAUAUUAUGGGAUACAGCGAGGCCGCGUUCCUGGGGUGUACACGGAUUGGUCGAAAGCACAGGAGCAGAUCCAAGGGUUUACGCGCCCGCGAUAUCGCAAAUUCUCGACGCGGGAGGAGGCCGAGGAGUUUGUGAGAGAAGGACAGGCGCAACCUGCAGUUGUCUUUGGUAGUGCAAAGAAACCCACUGGACCGCAUGGUAUCCGGGGCGAGAAUCCCAAAAACGCAGAAGGCGUCGAGUAUGCGCCCGGGGAGGGUCCUUUACCGCCAGGCGCGGAGGAUGGCUUUGAUCCCAAUGUGCUGCUGGAUUCCACCACUGGGAAGGUCAUCUACAAGACUGCACCUGAAAAGGCUGCUACCAAGACACAAGCAGCGGGGAUACCGGGGAUGCUACGGAUAUACACUGAUGGAAGUUCCUUGCGAAAUGGAACACCAUUAGCAUCUGCUGGGGUUGGAGUCUUUUUCGGACCUGGAGAUUCAAGGAACGUGUCGGAGCCGCUCAAGGGGAAUCGCCAGACAAAUCAACGGGCAGAAUUGACAGCGAUUCUACGAGCGAUUGACAUUGCGCCUCGCCACCGAGACGUAACCAUUUUCACCGACAGUAGAUAUGCAAUUGACUGUGUCACUGUUUGGUUCAUUAAUUGGCGUCGGAAUAACUGGAUGACGAAAGACAAAAAACCCGUCGAAAACCGAGACCUGGUUGAGUCGAUUCUCGUGAAGAUUGAGGAACGUCAGGAACUAAAAGUCAAGACCUUGUUUCAAUGGAUCAAGGGACAUGCCCAAGACCCCGGAAAUGAGGCCGCUGAUCGAUUAGCGGUGAAGGGAGCGCAUGAGGGUGUUAGACAGAAGGCCGAAGCCUUGGAAAAAAGUCGAGAUAUGCCUGACGAGGUAUCUGAUGAUGAUUUCUAA
This is a messenger RNA of Penicillium pulvis, 1200 nucleotides long. Its product is annotated as RNA-DNA hybrid ribonuclease. NCBI's taxonomy places the organism in Eukaryota, Fungi, Ascomycota, Eurotiomycetes, Eurotiales, Aspergillaceae. Gene Ontology annotation, molecular function: nucleic acid binding; RNA-DNA hybrid ribonuclease activity. The transcript has 3 exons. Gene Ontology annotation, biological process: DNA replication, removal of RNA primer. The record is from RefSeq and is a predicted model, not a curated record. Bases 1 to 1200 code for a protein of 399 amino acids.